AUGUCGACUCCCUCCACGGCCACCGCAACGCACCCUUCGCACCAUCCGCAUUAUGGCUACUCCCACCAUCCACUGGCAUAUCAGACAAGUAGUGCCUAUCCCGCGAGUACGGCCGCUGGAUCUGCUCGUCUAGCAAACAACUACGCCUUUUCCGCCAAUACUCCCACUGCAACCACCACCACCACCACCACCACAGAGGCUCACCCCCUUCCGCCUGUUCCCCCCCAAACCGCACCAGCCCCCGCGAACUCCGUUUCAGCACUCCCAAAUACUGCCAACAGCGCUUCAAUGUCGUCCGGCACUUCGAGCCGCCGCCGGAAGCCCGAUUGGAAGGAGUUUUAUAAGAACGGGCUGCCCAAGGAAAUCAUCAUCAUCGAUGACACGCCGCCCCCGGAUCAAGCCGCCGGUGCUCGUUCAACCGCAGCGGCUGCUGUCAAUGGCCAGCCUGCUGGGAAGAAGAGACGAACAGGACUGCAGUCUGCCUACGACGUGACCUACCACGACCGACCGUCUUUCUCGACGAACCCACAGCCGUAUUGGGAGAACUCUUCUCACAAUUCGCUGUCGACUGAUCGCACUACAUCUUUGCACACCACCGCUCCAACCUCGCUUGGGUCGGCCGGCAGUGUAGGGACGAACAACGGCGUUCACUACGAAGAUGCAAACAUUGGCCAGAAGCGGAAGCGCAAUACGAGGACCUCGACUCGGCAAGAGGCCAAACGUCGGGAACUCGAGGCUGUUAGCGAUGCUUUCCUCAGCUAUAUUCCACCACCCCAGCCUCCGAUCAAGGCCAAGGAUGUUCCCGUGCCAGUCAUUCGUGAUUACUCAUACUCGAGACACGAAAAGGUGGAUGACGAAGACGGCCACUAUAUAGUCCAAGCGGAAACGCCGCUGACGGAUCGAUUACAAAAAUAUCGUGACGCAUCGAAAAUCGAGCUACGAGUAUUGUCUACUCUGGCGUCCAAUGAUAAGACGAAUCGAAAUAAGUGCAUUCACUUGCGAGAUUGCUUUGACUUCCGAAACCACAUUUGCAUCGUCACAGACCUCCUAGGGCAAAUCCUACAUGACCUCAAUCUUAUUCACACCGACCUCAAGCCGGAGAAUAUCCUUCUCGUGAGCAACAACUACCAGACAUUCACCUACAACCGCACUAUUCCCUCAUCCUCCCAUACAACGUCACGCAAUGCUCGCCACCGUCGCGUACUGCUGGACAGUGAGAUUCGAUUGAUUGACUUUGGCUCGGCAACCUUUGAUGACGAAUAUCAUUCGUCUGUCGUUUCGACUCGUCAUUACCGAGCGCCGGAAAUCAUUUUGAAUCUGGGAUGGAGCUUUCCAUGCGAUAUCUGGAGUAUCGGUUGCAUUCUUGUGGAGUUUUUCACGGGAGAUGCACUGUUCCAGACUCAUGAUAACCUCGAACACCUUGCAAUGAUGGAGAGCGUGAUUGGGAGCAGAAUCGAUUCAAAAAUGGUGAAGCAGGUGAUGCAAGGUCGGGGAAACAGUCAAAACCAGGCUGCAAAGUAUUUCAACCGGAACAAGCUCGACUAUCCGAAUGAAGAGACGACACGACCUUCUCGCAAAUACGUGAGAGCAAUGAAGCAAUUGCAUGAAUUUAUUCCCCAAAAUCAUGCAUUCAACAAGCAAUUCCUAGAUCUACUGCAAAAGAUCUUCGUCUACGAUCCCAAACAACGGCUGACGGCUAAACAAGCCCUCAAGCAUCCGUGGUUCAAGGAGACUAUAGUUGAUGAUGGAACUGAAGCUGUACGGCUUGCCAAACUCCAUUCUCGUUUACUCUGA
Messenger RNA from Talaromyces atroroseus, 1794 nucleotides. RefSeq lists its product as hypothetical. The record is from RefSeq and is a predicted model, not a curated record. Gene Ontology annotation, biological process: protein phosphorylation. The coding region runs from base 1 to 1794 and encodes 597 amino acids. Gene Ontology annotation, molecular function: protein kinase activity; ATP binding. The transcript has 6 exons. Gene Ontology annotation, cellular component: nucleus. Lineage: Eukaryota; Fungi; Ascomycota; Eurotiomycetes; Eurotiales; Trichocomaceae.